Diachasmimorpha longicaudata is the source of this 1843-nucleotide messenger RNA. RefSeq names its product putative transporter SVOPL. The transcript has 10 exons. Gene Ontology annotation, cellular component: membrane. The record is from RefSeq and is a predicted model, not a curated record. Gene Ontology annotation, biological process: transmembrane transport. Gene Ontology annotation, molecular function: transmembrane transporter activity. The coding region runs from base 101 to 1579 and encodes 492 amino acids. Lineage: Eukaryota; Metazoa; Arthropoda; Insecta; Hymenoptera; Braconidae.
ACGGAGUAUUAAAUGAUCAUUAAGGAUUAACCUUCAAAGGCAGAAAGAGAACUGGUAAUAAUUAUUUCUCAACGGCAGAACGUCAUCGAAAAAUUCCAGAAUGAAUGAAAUUUAUGAGAAUGCCAUUACGAAAACAGGAUGGGGAUUGUGCAAUUACUUUAUCAUCGGUUUAUGCUCUAUGUGUACUAUGGCCGAGGCUGGGGCAUCUCUGGUUGUCGUUAUACUGACACCACUUCUCGCCUGUGAUCGCGCCUACGGGAAACAGGAUGUAAUGACGUUGAACGCUGUUUCCUCCCUCGGAAUGGCUGUAGGUGCACUAAUCUUCGGAACUCUGGGUGACAGUAACGGCCGUAAACUGCAAAUUCCCACGACCAUGAUUGUCAUAUUCUGUGCCUCCAUUGGCUUGUCAUUCUCCCAGAGUUAUAUCCUCAUCGGUUUCUGCAUAUUUAUCCUUGGAGUCGGAGUUUCAGGUAACAAUGCAAUUCUUCGUGUCUACAUGAUCGAGUGCCUUCCAGCAAAACGUCGAGGAAUUUGCCUCGCUUUUCUAGACUUUAUGUGGAUCGCCGGCAUGAUCUUGGCACUUGCAAUGUCCUGGUGGCUGGUGCCUUCAAUAAUUCGAAUGCUUGGGAAUGAGUUUCGUCCGAGUUCGUGGAGGGUCUUGGCAGGAAUCAGUGGAGCUCCGAGUCUCAUAAUGGCUUGUGCAACGAGUCUAUUACCAUCGAGUCCGAGAUACCUAGUCUCUAGACGACGUCCAGUCCAAGCACUGUCUGUUCUCCAGCAGAUAUUUGCCAUCAAUCACGCUAACCACGCCGACAAUUUCCCACAGUGCAAUCUAGAUGGAGAUGUCACAGUAGAUGAGGAUCCUGAAGGGACUGCUAGUACUUUAGUCACUGUAAAACGUCAUUUUUCGAAGACUUGGAAACGAAUUGUCCUCGUCUGUUCUCCGAAAUUUAUGAAAAAUACACUUUUACUCCUUGUCAUUCGUGCACUGCUGUUUCCCGGGUUCAUCUGGAUGUCACUGUGGACCACCCAUCUCACCCACGUAACCAGUAACAGGGAAAAUACAACCUUGACAUUGAGUGAACAUUGCGUAACUGACACUGGGGAUAUUGUUAUGAGCUUUCUUCAUAAUUGUCACGUCGCCAACUAUUCGUUCUUCGAGUACUCAAUUAUUUUAUCAUCGGGGUAUGCUCUCGGGGAAUGUCUCUUGAUGCUUGGCGUCGACGCCAUUGGGAAAAAGUUAUCCAUCAUUACUUCAAGUCUUACCGGAGGAACAUCCCUAAUCGCCCUGAUAUUUCUUUUUCCCAAUGCACCUGUUCUAUCGAUAACUUUCCUGGCCUCAUACUCGAUUAUGCAUACGAUUACCACCAUUUUACUCCUCGAAAAUUAUCCAACAUCUGUGCGAGGAACGAUGACAGGUCUAACCGGAGUACUGCCCCACCUCGUCUCAUUCUUCAUAAAGUUCCUCAUGCACAUCCCAUGUACAACCACACUCUACAUAGUAUCCAGUCUUUUAAUAGGAGCUGCGAUACCAGCUUUGCUUAUACCAGAUUUUACCAACGCCCCAAUGCAAGAGUAAAACGCCUUCAAGAAUGUUUGAAAUUUACGAUCGACUGCUGUUAUCCAUCAGAAGGAGGAGCUAUUCAUUCUUCAAACUACCUCGAAAUACAAGAUAAUAUUACGUAAUGUGUGUAAAUUUCUACUGAUUGAUACAAAAAAAAUACAAUAAAAUUUCAUUACACCAAAAAGCCAUAAUUUUUCUCCAAUAAUGUUGAAUAUAAAUAUAAUUUAAUGAAUCGCUUAAAUGUUUUAAGUACUUUCCAUUUUACUUCUGUUGUACUGC